This is a messenger RNA of Tribolium madens (black flour beetle), 1564 nucleotides long. It is a transcript of the gene BBS4, whose product is annotated as Bardet-Biedl syndrome 4 protein. The transcript is spliced from 10 exons. Gene Ontology annotation, cellular component: ciliary basal body. Lineage: Eukaryota; Metazoa; Arthropoda; Insecta; Coleoptera; Tenebrionidae. Gene Ontology annotation, molecular function: protein binding. The record is from RefSeq and is a predicted model, not a curated record. Gene Ontology annotation, biological process: cilium assembly; protein localization to cilium.
AUCUCUACUUAAAUGAGCAAUUUAGCAAAUGGAAGAGAGAAUGUGCGAAUUUCUGCUUUUUCAGGCCGUCAAAAAUCCAACGAAAUGCCGUGGCCUGAGCCUAAUCCUUUAGAGAAAUUAAACUGGCUCAUACAUUUACAACAUGUUAGGGGUGAAAUUGCACAGUGCAAAAACUUGAUUAAAAAUGAAAUCAAGAGAAGCGGAGGACGAAACGAGUUUGUGUAUUUUAAACAGGGAAUCAUCUUGCGCGAGGAGGGCAAGACGCAAGAAUCCCUCGAGUCGUUCCAAACCUGCAUGAAAUUGAACCCCGAGAAUGCAGAUGCAAUCAAAGAAGUCGGCAAAUGCCUCUUCGAAAUGCGUAGAUUCCGGUUAUCACUUGAGGCUUAUUUGGAAGCUGAAAAAGUAUCAACCUGUCCUGACUGGCAAAUUUAUUACAAUAUAGGACAAUGUCUGAUGAGGCUCGGAGAAACAACUAAAUCAAAGGAAUACGCACACAAAGCUGUCCAAUUGGGGAAACACGAAGCUGCUUAUUCUCUCCUUAUCAAAAUACUUACUUAGGAAGGCGAUUUGAGAAGCGCCAUUUCAGUUUGUAAUGCCGCAAUCGAAUCAUGCCCAGACAGUGUUAAUUUGUUAACCCAAACAGGCCUUUUGUGUUUAAAGUUGGGGCAAACACAGUAUGCAUUCGAGCGAUUGAGUUCAGCUCUAGCUCUAGAUCCAGUUUGUGCAAAAGCUCUACUUGGGAUCGGAUGCAUCACUCAAUCGCACGAUGAGCACGAUGUCGCUUUGACCAAAUAUAAAGUGGCUGUUUCGUACGCACCGAAUUCGGUGGCUCUUUGGAACAACAUAGGACUGUGUUUCUACUCAAAACAAAAAUAUGUCGCGGCUAUAAGCUGCUUGAAGCGGGCCUUGUGGAUAUCGCCAACAAACUGGCGAGUGCUUUUUAACUUGGGUUUAGUUCAUCUUGCCACUUAUCAACCCGCAUCUGCGUUUAACUUCUUAUGUGCCGCUGUCAAUCUUCGACCAGACGUUCCUCAUUCCUUUACAGGAUUAGGAUGUGCUUUACUUGAAUUGAAAGAUGGGGAAAACGCCGAAAGGGCGUUCAAACAGGCCAUGGCUUUGGCGCCGGAAGAUCCGGUCAUCCUCGUUAAUAAUGUCAUCUGUUUGGCGGGGAUGGACCGGAAGGAGGAAGCGCGGGAUUUAUUUCAGAAAGUUAAUGAGAUGUUGCAAGACGGUGUUGUAUCAAAAGAGAUCGUGGCCAUCACGGAGAAAUUGGCAACGAUGUUUGAUGGAGAUGGAAAUGACGAAAGUUAUAAAGAUGGAGAGAGUAAGGAUGAUGUGAAUAACAUUAUCAACGAAACGGACGAACUUGCCACUGGAGACUUAUCGCCUAGGGAACUCGCAGCUGAUGAAGUGUAAACCUAAUGUACCGAAUACUGGGUGAACAACCAAUGUGAAACCAAACUUUUAUUAGUGCAUUUAUAAAGAACUAUCAAAAUAUGAAACUACAUUUUCGGUUAAGUUUGAAAGAUCUUCGUUGUGAGCUGGGACUAUAAGUUUGCAUUGC